AUCAAUGAGCUCAGCAAUGUUCCCGUCCCCGUCAUGCUAAUGCCCGAUGACUUUAAAGCCUACAGUAAGAUUAAGGUGGACAAUCAUCUAUUCAACAAGGAGAACCUGCCCAGCCGCUUCAAAUUCAAGGAGUAUUGUCCCCUGGUGUUCCGGAACCUCCGGGAGAGAUUUGGGAUUGAUGACCAGGACUACCAGAACUCGGUGACACGCAGCGCCCCGGUGAACAGCGACAGCCAAGGCCGCUGCGGCGCGCGCUUCCUCACCACCUACGACAGGAGGUUCGUCAUCAAGGCCGUGUCCAGCGAGGACGUGGCAGAGAUGCACAACAUCCUCAAGAAGUACCACCAGUUCAUUGUGGAGUGCCAUGGGAACACACUGCUGCCCCAGUUCCUGGGCAUGUACCGGCUCACCGUGGACGGCGUGGAGACCUACAUGGUGGUCACCAGAAACGUCUUCAGCCACAGGCUGACCGUGCACAGGAAGUACGACCUGAAGGGCUCAACAGUAUCCAGGGAAGCAAGUGAUAAAGAGAAGGCCAAGGACCUCCCAACCUUCAAGGACAACGACUUCUUGAAUGAGGGUCAGAAGCUGCAUGUUGGAGAAGACAGUAAAAAGAACUUCCUUGAGAAGCUGAAGCGGGAUGUGGAGUUUUUAGCCCAGCUGAAGAUCAUGGAUUACAGCCUGCUGGUGGGCAUCCACGAUGUGGACCGGGCCGAACAGGAGGAGAUGGAGGUGGAGGAGCGGGCAGAGGAUGAGGAGUGUGAGAAUGAUGGGCUAGGGGGGAACCCCAUCUCCUCCUAUGGGACCCCCCCCGACAGCCCCGGCAACCUCCUCAACUACCCCCGGUUCUUCGGGCCCGGGGAGUUUGACCCCUCCGUGGAUGUGUAUGCCAUGAAGAGCCAUGACAGUGCCCCCAGGAAGGAGGUUUAUUUCAUGGCCAUCAUCGACAUCCUCACACCCUACGACACCAAGAAGAAAGCUGCACACGCUGCCAAGACAGUGAAACAUGGGGCCGGAGCAGAGAUCUCCACGGUGAACCCGGAGCAGUACUCGAAGCGCUUCAACGAGUUCAUCUCCAGCAUCCUGACAUAGAGGCACAUCCUGCUGCAGGGCUGCAGGCAGGCCUGGGGGCUGCUCCUGCAGCCUGAGACAGCACAGACACUGCAGCAGCACCAGGGCACACCUGUGACACCGUGUGGGGCACGUGUGGCACCGUGUGACAAAACCCAUCCUCAUCCUCGCUGCGCCCGCUGCACCUCUGGGUUUGGCGUUCCAGAAGCGCCCAGAUCUCAGAUUUGAGGGCUUUUCCAAACAUGCCAAGUGCAUUGUUCCAGCACUGCUCUUUCUGCCCAGUGACGUUUUUUCCUCUCUGCUGAGGGGCUGGGACACGUGUGGCACUGUCCCCAAGGGGUCACAUUCAGCAGUGCCUGACUCACAAACCACUCCUUGUUUUUUGUGUUGUUGUUGUUGUUGUUUUAUUGGACUGGCUUGGCCAGAAAAAGAAAAAAAAAAAAAAAAAAAAAAAAACCUUUAUUUCCCUCUCGGUAGGAAUUGGAAGGAAAAUAGCUCACCAUUUCAAGGAUGGAAAAUAUAACUGAUAAAAAGGAGGAGUUGCUGAACUUUAGGUAAAUUCAGACUGGGACACUUUAUAUUUUUUUUGUUAAUUUAAAUAACGAAAAAGAAAAGGAAAAAAAAACAAACCACUUUUUUGUAACUGCACUUGAUUUACAAGAAAGGUGAGGGAAAUGAACAUCUACCAAAGAUGAUGUCUGAAAAAAAAAAAGGUAUAACUCCUGAAAGCUAAAAACAAGCAGAGAACUGAGAGAGGCAUUGACCAACCUCAGCUCAUUAUGUGCUCAGACAUGGGGUGAUUUUAAUUGGCCAGCUCUGAAGAUUUUCUUAAAAGAAGAGAAAAAAAAAGAUUUUAAAAAAGGCAUUUUUGUACCUGUAGAUCCAGGCUAAGAUUUUGGGCCACUUCCUCAGCCAGGAAUGGCUCUGAGGUCACCAUCACAAUCCUGCCAGUGUUAAUUAGCUAACUAAUUAUUCAGUCUUCCUUCCCCACCUCUCCUGCAACAGGUACUUGAAUCUGUGUCCUGACAGAUGUUGCUGGGUUGGUUUUUUUGUGUUUUAUUUUUAAAAAAUGUGACUUGCACAGAAGGAAUUGGCCUGGCUUCCAGGGGGAAGUGCUGGAGGCUGGGCUCAUCCUGCUCCCAACCCCCUAAGUGACCCUCCAGGAGUGGAAAUGGUUGAACUCUCACACCAGAUUUCUUUUCUAGCCCCCCCUGAAGGAUUUUGGGACUGAUUGGAGUGACUGAAAUCGUCCUGUUUUGUCUCCUUUAACCCUUUCACAGCCAAGCUCGGCAGCCUCGCUGUGGGUUUCGUUUGCUCUGCUGCACAACAAAACUUUUGGUUCUUUGUUUUGGGAUUUGUUGUUUGGAUUUUUAAUCUUAAUUUCCUUUCUUUUUUUAAGCAGGAUUUAGAGUCUUGAACAAACCUCUUUGCAGUUGAAACAUGUUGCUUAAUUUGCCUUGGAACUGUUUUUCACACAUGCCUUUGUUUGGGGAAUAAGCUGUUGGGAGUGUCUGUCCUGUGCUGUAACAGUUCUUGCUGUGUGGAAUUUUGGUCCUUUUUGAGACAUAACUGGUGCUCAUCACACCCUGGUAAUUCCCCUAAAUUAACCCUGCCUCUGGCUGGAUUCUGAAUGUGGGGUUUGGGGGAAUUUUUUGGUUUUUAUUUCUUCAUCACCCCCUCCCCAUUUCCCCCCCUGAUGUGAAUCCCCCCACAGGUCUCACCUUGGGAGGGGCUGAAAAUGAAGCCCCUGAGGGUGCACUGUAAAUAGAAUUUUGGAGAAAUGAAAAAUUAGGGGUCCUGAUGGGAUUUGAGGAUUUUUGGUCCUUCCCUUUGGCAUGGCACAAAUUUCUGCUGCCCCUUUGGUGUGGGAGGCUGGAGGGGUUUUAAGCUGUGGAGCUGGAAAAGUCACGACCCAAAUGCAGCUAAAAAAUACUUUAAAAGAAAAAAAAAAAAGGAGGACUUGGAAGGCAUCAUCAGCUUCAUUUUGUGGGCAUUAUAUUGGUUGCUUCUCUCUUAAUAAGCACUUAAGUUUACUGCUAAUUAGGAAUUAAACACCAAUCACUUUUUAUUCCUGACAGUUAAAAAAAAAAAAUCUGCAUUGAAUCUGCAACUUUGACCUGGUAAGUUUGCCCUUCUCCUUUUGGGGAGAGUAGCUUGGAAGUUGUUUUAUCUUGAAAUCAUCUAUUAAAAAAAAAAAACAA
Zonotrichia albicollis (white-throated sparrow) is the source of this 3272-nucleotide messenger RNA. The record is from RefSeq and is a predicted model, not a curated record. NCBI's taxonomy places the organism in Eukaryota, Metazoa, Chordata, Aves, Passeriformes, Passerellidae.